AUGAUCCUCUCCUUGAGCCAGAUCGCUGCAGUGGGCACUGUGCUGGGGGUGGUGUCCCAUCUGACAUACUUCAUCCAUGGGGAGCACCAUCGUCAAGCAUUUCAAUAUUUUGUGGCCUUUGUGACGUUUCCUAUCAUCGCCACCGUAGCGCAGCUCACCUUUGGGGUCCCUGUGGUGUUGGCUCUCCAGCAGACGGCCGUCCUCUACACCACCUACCUGACCGGAUUAUACUCGAGCCUGUUCCUCUACCGAGCUUUCUUCCACCGGCUGCGCUCUUUUCCCGGCCCGUUUGGCGCAAAGAUAUCGAAACUAUGGCACGUGUGGAAGGUGGCUCCGCACGUUGACAACUACAAGCAUCUGACCAGAAUGCACGAGAAAUACGGGACCUUUGUUCGCACGGGGCCCAAUGAAAUCUCCACGAUCCAUCCCGAUGCGGUCGAAGUCCUCUAUGGAGCAUCCUCCAAAUGCACCAAAACCGCUUGGUACGAGGGCAAUUCUGAGUUGACCUCGAUGCAUUCAACCCGGUCAAGACAAUAUCAUGACCUCCGACGGAAAGCCUGGGCUCGAGGAUUCACUCAAAACUCACUACGAGAAUACGAACCUCGCGUCGAACGGUACACCCAAAGCCUCGUCGAACAGAUCCGCGCCUUUUCUGGGCAGCCUGUCAACGCCGCACAGUGGUUCAACUACUACAGCUUCGAUGUCAUGGGAGAUCUGGCCUACGCCAAAGACUUUGACAUGCUCAAGAGUGGGCAGAAGCACUGGGCCAUAGAGAUCCUCAACGCUGGGCAGCGCGGGAUUGGAAUCUUCGGACCUGUGCCAUGGCUGUUCCUCAUCCUCGAGAAGUUCCCACCGAUCACCAAAGAGUUCCGAAAGUUUAUUAAAUUCUGCGAAGAUAUGAUGGAGGAAAGAAUGAAGAUGAAGGUCGGCAAACCAGACAUAUCAUCCUGGAUCUUGCAGUCUCCUCCCAUGACGGGCACCGGCUACAGCGAACGUGCCUGGCUCACUGGCGAUUCACGGCUCAUCAUUGUGGCGGGAAGUGACACGACUGCAGCAACGUUGACCCAUCUUUUCUUCCAUCUGGCCAAAGAUCAAUCUCAAAUCGACCGCUUGCGGGAAGAGAUUCAGUCCUUGAAAGGCGACCUCCAAGCCUCGAAGUUACUCACCCUCAAGCAUUUGAACGGUGCAAUCAAUGAGGCGCUCAGGCUUCAUCCACCUGUCCCCGGUGGUGUCACCCGGCUAACGCCAGCCGAAGGCGUUACCGUGGGAGGCACGUAUAUUCCUGGUAACGUCAAUGUGUGGGCGCCAUUAUAUCCUUUGUUCCGAUCUCCAGAAUGCUAUGUACAUCCGGACGACUUCAUUCCCGAACGAUGGUAUAGCAAGCCAGAAUUGCUCAAGCGCGGCGACUCAUUUGCCCCCUUCCUCAUUGGACCGUAUUCAUGUAUCGGCAAACAGCUUGCUUUGAUGGAAAUCCGCUCAGUGACCGCUCAGAUCCUGUUGAAUUUCGACGUCGCAUUCGGACCUGGCGAGGACGGAACCGCGCUGCUUGAGAAGACGCUGGAUACUUUUACUCUGGAGCUGGCGCCCUUGAGUCUGUGCUUCACCCCGCGUAAGCAGGAGGUUGAAGCUUGA
Messenger RNA from Fonsecaea nubica, 1632 nucleotides. RefSeq lists its product as hypothetical. The transcript is spliced from 6 exons. Bases 1 to 1632 code for a protein of 543 amino acids. NCBI's taxonomy places the organism in Eukaryota, Fungi, Ascomycota, Eurotiomycetes, Chaetothyriales, Herpotrichiellaceae. Gene Ontology annotation, molecular function: iron ion binding; monooxygenase activity; oxidoreductase activity, acting on paired donors, with incorporation or reduction of molecular oxygen. The record is from RefSeq and is a predicted model, not a curated record.